AUGUCCAAUGAUGAAGCUAUCAUGCACGCAACCACAUCUUCUCCACCCUCUUCUCCCAAGUCUCCUCAGCCUAGCUCUGAAACCCAUAAAGGACCUUGGCAUUCGAACAACAACAACAACAACUCAACACAUCAAAACGCAGGAUCCAAAAUCCCUCCGGCUUCAGCUCGACCUGGACACCUUCUUCAAGCACGAGGUCAUUCGGGUUUGAAUAUUUCCAUUCCUUCGAGUCCAUCCUCAUCUAAAUUACCUCAAAAACCCUCUAGUCCAUCCUCAUCAAGAUUACCUAAUUAUUAUACGAAUAGAAGUAUUCAUGUGGGAUCUCCAACAUCAGAUGGCAUGAUGGAAGAUUUUCAUAUCUUUUCCAUGUACAGCCAACACAUGUUGAAUGGUGAAUUUUCUUCGAAUCAAGGACAAUAUUCGGAAUGUCUCAAAACUUGCUUGUCAAGUUUGCGAGUCAAGACCAUGAGUAUUUUGUUUUUAACGUUUGCUUCCAUUUUAAUCAUUUGCUUGAUUGGGUUGGGUGUGGCAUUUCAUCUCUCUUUUGACGAGGUUGAGAACAAGGUGGCAAUUGAAACUUUCAGAAAAACAAGUCGAGCAAUUGAGGAUGAUUUUCGAAUGCUGUUGGAAAAGGUCUAUGAUUAUGCAGCUUGGGAUGAAAGUUUUUUCAUCAUGAAAGACAAUGACUUGAAAAGAGCUCAGGGAUUAAUGGAAACAUACUUCUUAGCUCCGUUUAUGGAGCGUGCAGCAAUUAAUUAUGCUGGAAUGUACUAUUCUAAUGGUACAAUGAUGGCAGGAGUUGGUGCAUGGAAAUCUCGAUACCUGAAAGACAUACCUUACGAAUUGAAACAACUAGAUAGGCAAUUGUUACGAGAGUCGGAUCACCCCGAAACCCGCAGCAUUGGCUUUGUUGUGCCUGAGAAGAGUUUAUUGGAGUUAUUGAGGGAUGAAGAUAGGUCCACCUAUUUAAACGAUACACAGCCAGCAACAAGAACUUCCAAUGUGUUGCAAAUUGGCUUGGUACCUAUUCAGCCGAACAACAACUCUGUGACUUGUGGCUUUUUCAUGUAUGGAAAAUAUGUAUCACUACGUUAUGUUCAUGACAUGUCAAUACGAACUCAAAUGUGUACAAGCUUUUUCGAUGUGCUUUAUGAUAGAGACGCAUUAAGGUCUCUCAUGAGAGAUUUUCCUGGACGUUCUGAAGGUGAAUUGAAACAGUUUUUUGAGAAGGUAGAGUCCACCAAACUAUUGGAUUACAAAAACGAUUCUUGGACAAAAGGGUUACCAUUUCAUGUGACAAAGCAAGUACCAUAUGACAAUGAAAAAUAUAGAGGUUGUCCAGAAAGCUCAGUCACCGCCACAACACCCCGAAUGGCUACUUAUCAAAUGUUUACUGAUAUCAGUGGUACCCACAGAAUACUAGUACGUACGGAUUUACCAAGGGAUAUGGCCGAAGUUGGAUGGAAUUCUUUUGCAUACUCGUGCUUGGUAUUAGUUGCAAUCGUAUUGGGAUUAACACUGACAGUAAUGGUAUUUGUAGAAUGUUGUGUUCUUCGAAGAGUCUUAAAAAUUGGAAAAACAGUGCAAUCAAUAACAUCGUCGAACGACAUUAAGCAACGUGUUCCUAAUGCAGGACGAGACGAGUUAGGAACGCUUUGUCAGGAUAUUAACAGGAUGUUGAACGCGUUAGAAGAAUCACAAUCCAAGCUGGCAAAAGAUAACAAUAUCAUGCAGAUCUUGUUGGAAAAGACAGCGCUUGAGGAACAAAAAUCGAGAUGUGUCAUGAACGCUAUACAUGACUACAUUGUCACAGUCGAGUGCACAACAGGUGUGAUCAUCAACAUGAAUAUGGCCUUCGAACAAAAAUUAUUGAAGAAGCAUACAUCUGACAACAGCCGUAGAAGCCUCUCUGAGAAUCAGAUAGCUAAUUACAUCACAGAGUUUGAGUCCAUUGAAAGGUUACUGGAACAUCUAGAGUCGCUUUCAAAGAGUAAUGACGAUGGCCAAUUUGAAACUGUAGUGGUAACACCAUUUGGUGUAAAACAUCCAGUAAGCGUGAAUGUGACAAAAGCCAAAAUGACUCUAAGGGAGGGAAUGAUUGGAGACGCAUACAUCAUUGUGCUUCGAAACUUGAGCGAACAGAGAGAAUUGAAAAGCCAGCUUCACCAACAGCAAGAAAAACUUGAAGAAAUGAGAAAAGUUUCUGAAUUUAAUAAUGUCAUGAAAGAUGGAAUACUGAGAAACUUGUUAAAAGAAUUUGCGGCUUCUGAAAUGAGUUUGGAAAACGUUGAAUUUUUGGAACAUGUCGAAAUUUACAAAUCCUUAUCUAAAAUUAGAGACAGAUCGGCUCUACAACAAGAAAUUAUUGCCAAAUAUUUAGACAGAGAAUCAAGCGCACCACUUAAUGUUUCAAAGCAUGUCAUUGAGAGCGAGUUCAAAAAAAUCAUUUCAGGAUUUGGGCAAUUAGAUUUAUUUGAUCGCUUAGAAAAUAUUAUUAAGCAAAUGGUUAUUAAUGACACCUUUUCACGAUUCCUUGUAUCCAAAGACUAUUUAGAUUACAUCAACAACAGUGACAUACCUGAAGAUACCACCAGCACAGAAGGAACAGAGUCCAAUGACGUGACACAUCCAGAGUGUUGA
This is a messenger RNA of Naegleria lovaniensis, 2640 nucleotides long. RefSeq lists its product as uncharacterized. The coding region runs from base 1 to 2640 and encodes 879 amino acids. The transcript has 2 exons. Gene Ontology annotation, cellular component: membrane. The record is from RefSeq and is a predicted model, not a curated record. Gene Ontology annotation, biological process: signal transduction. NCBI's taxonomy places the organism in Eukaryota, Heterolobosea, Eutetramitea, Acrasida, Naegleriidae.